AUCGGAGUAGGGGCGGGUCGCGCGGGUGCCCUCACCGCUAGCCACCCAAUCGCCGUGGGCCCGCGGAGCCCCGGGGGGCUGGGGCAGCGGGCGGAACGUGCCGCGGCUGCGCCGACGCGCGAGCGCGGGGCCGGGCCGGGCGGGUGCGCUCAGUCUGGCGGCGGCGGCGGUGCGCGGACAGACAGACGUGUCGGGAGCGCAGCACCGCCCGCAGCCCAGCAAUCCGGGCCGCGCCCGCCCGCCCGCCCGCCAUGGUGUCGUGGAUCAUCUCCAGACUGGUGGUGCUUAUAUUUGGCACCCUUUAUCCUGCAUAUUAUUCAUACAAGGCUGUGAAGUCCAAGGACAUUAAAGAAUAUGUCAAAUGGAUGAUGUACUGGAUUAUAUUUGCCCUCUUCACCACAGCAGAGACGUUCACAGACAUCUUCCUUUGCUGGUUUCCAUUCUACUAUGAACUAAAAAUAGCAUUUGUAGCCUGGCUGCUGUCUCCAUAUACAAAAGGAUCUAGUCUCCUGUACAGGAAGUUUGUUCAUCCCACACUGUCUUCAAAAGAAAAGGAAAUUGAUGACUGCCUGGUCCAAGCAAAAGAUCGAAGUUAUGAUGCCCUUGUGCACUUUGGGAAGCGGGGCUUGAAUGUGGCGGCCACAGCAGCUGUGAUGGCUGCCUCCAAGGGACAGGGUGCCUUGUCAGAAAGACUACGGAGCUUCAGCAUGCAGGACCUUACCACCAUCAGGGGUGAUGGAGCUCCUGCUCCCUCAGGCCCUCCUCCACCGGGGACUGGGCGGUCCAGCGGCAAACACGGCCAGCCCAAGAUGUCCAGGAGUGCUUCUGAAAGUGCCGGCAGCUCAGUGUGUACCUGCUGCUCUACCUGCAGGACCCGGAAAGUGGUUGAGGGAGAUGUGAAUGAGGGUGGUGUGAAGUCGUGGGAGCCCCACCAGGUCCAAAACCCACUGGCAUUUUCUGACGAGGAGGAGGAGGACCUGUUGGAGUUCAUGUACAAGUAUAAGGCACCGAGGAGGACCGAGUUGCCCCUGGAGGCACCGCCUAGAACCCUACGAUCCCGCUUCAGGAAGAAAAGUACCUCAUCCUCGGCCACUGAAACCACGUGAGAUGAGCCAACAGCACCAGAUCCACAGAUGUCUGUCUCUCCUCUGCCUUAAAGAGCUAGUCACUAGUAACAUGGAACUCUGCAGGCUGGGUGUGCUUGGAGUGUGCAGCCCCACAGACGUGGCCUUUACUCGCUCCCCUCUUCUGCCUUUAAGAAUUUUUCUGUUCUCUUUCCUUUCUGUUCCUGCUGGGGAGAGGCUAAAGUGAAAAGGUGGUGGUGGAGGGUGACCCUUACGUCUUCUGGGGUUAGUGAUUUUCCACAAUUGGCUUGUCAUUGUGGCCGCAGUAUUUUUAGAUAUAUAAGCACUCUUUCCAUGAUGCUGCUGAGAUGUACAUUUGUAAUUUAUUUUGUUGCAUAGUUUUUAGUCCUGUAAAUGCAAAGGAAGUGAUCUUUUUUAAAAACCCUUUUGUUGUUCUUGGUACUAAUACAUUGGACUAUGGUGUACAUAUUUACAGCUUUUGGCUUAAUGUAAUGAACUCGCAAGGGCUGCCAGUUCUGGCAGGUGAGAGAGCUGCAAAAACAAAAAUGUAGACAAACAUUUUGGUUCUAGGCAAUGUCUCCAACCUGCUUACAAAGCCAGUGCCAGGAGGGCAAUCCUUUCUGCAGGAAGGUGACCAGGUGCUUCCAGCGGCUAAGUGGUUAGGGCAGAGUGGAGGCAGGAGUGCAGUGUUCCAGCAACAGGGAAGAAGGUUGGUGGGCGUCAGGGAGGAGGAAGAGUACAGCUUCUUCAGAUCUGGGGCCCUGGCUGUCCUAACAGGUUUGUUGUGCUAUGCCUAGCCUCACCCUUCCUGCCCUUUGGGUUCCAAGCCCUUCUGGGAACACUGGUACUGCUUCAGGCAGGCAGGCUCACCCUUAGCAUAGCCGUUUAGGGGAUGGAGGGAGACUCAGCUGCUGGCAGAAUUGCAAGUAUCUCAGAAGCGCUUGGCAAGAGUGUUUCUCCUUCAGGGACCAGUGCUGUGGCUGAUUUCUCCAGAAGUAGCCUACAUCUGAGCACCUUGUCUUAGAGUGCACAAAGCAAAGAGAAAAGCCUAGAAUUAGGUUUUGUUAUAGAUGUGCUCAAAAUACAUGAGACACUCAAAUAUCAAAUGACCGCCAGAAAGCAGGACUAGGGAGGAUUGAGGCUAAGCCACAGGCAUCUGUGGCUCUUGCUCCUUUCUGGCUUGUGUGGAAGAUGGACAGGAAGGACUGAUACUCAUGCUCACUCCAUGUCUUCGUGGAUGUUUUAUACAUGCCAGGACUGCACUGAGCAUUUUGACAAGUCUCUGACUUAGAUAACAUUGUGUUCUGAGGGAGCUGCCUUCUCCUCUGAUAGCUGAGCCAAAUUGUAGGGCUAGUCUAUUUGUGCGUAGAGUUGGUGUUUUCUUUCCAUGUAAUGCAUGCAGCGGUCACAACCCAGUUACUCCUAUUUGGAUUAUGUUUGUUCACAGCUAUACCCUGAAGGCUAGAGAAAUAGUGUUGUAUACCAGAUAGAACUGUCAACUGACUGUAGACAGGCUCAAUUACAAACCACUCUGGUACCGAGCUAUACAAACAUGCACUGGGAGACUGCUACAUUAGCUGGGCCUUGGCCAUUUCACAAAGGGUUUCAGUUGGAGUUCAUUGCUGCCAGACACACCUAAUGGAAUUAGGUGAUUUUGUAUUUUAGAACUAAUCUUCGGGAACUAACCCAAGAGCUGAUGAAUGAGGGUAAAUAGUCUGCCUGUGCCCCAUACCCAUCUGAAGCUAUUAAGAAAGAAGCAUCUGUCCUCUUCAUGCUCACCCAACAGCUCCAGACAGAGAAAUGAUACCCUUUAAAACGUAUGCAUGUGUCAGCUGGGUGUAUCCAGGGUAAAGAGAGACAGGUGCAGGAAAGCCCAAGAAAAACAACUUGGCAGCCUCCCACCCCCACCCCCAAAAUAAUAAAUGGCUUUAAGGACAGAAUUUAAGUCCUAGUAUCUUUUCAUUGUUUUACAACAGGAAGUCAUAACACAUCUAGGCUCUCAAGUUUGUACUUAGCCAUGCCAAAACCCAUUUUGAAGCACUCCUCUCAGACAUGCUGUAUUACUUCUUACUCAAGAUUUAAAAUAUAAAGGUAUCUAAAUCAUUGUAACUACUUUUCCUUCAAGUGUUGACUAAGAAGUUGUUUCCUCUCUUAAAGACACUCACUGUACAGCCAAACACAGCUGUCUUAUUUCUUGAGAACUGUGUUUACUUUUCUGACAAGCUGUGUAUUUGUAUGUAGACUGACAUAUGAUGUGAAUGACCCUGUACAUGUAGAGGUGUGGUGCUCUGUCUACGAAAGAUAAAGGAAAGUUUCUAGUUUGCUGACGUAAGACAUAGGCUGUUUACAAAUCAAUAGCUGGAAGGUCUACUUGUCUCGGCUUUGAGUUACUCUCCAUGGAGCCCGGAGAAAAGGUGAGGUAUGGUCUCAUGCUCAUCAACUGGAGAUUUAGUCAUAAUGGCUCCUGACUUUGUGUGAAUAGCUUGCUCACUUUGCUGGCCUUUGAUAUGUAUGUUCUUCGUGGUAAACUGUCCAUGUGUUUGUAUUAAGUGCUUGUCAAUCACAACCAUCACGUAGCUGUCCCAGUUCUUCACCUUGCACAGUAUUUGAAGUAUUAGACGUGGUGGAAGAUGUGCUUCAUCCUCUGACAGUGUACGCUCGAAGAGCUGAUGUUCCGGAUUGUGGCUGUGUGCAUUUCCUCUAGUUUAUUUCUGAAGUCUCUCUAGAAUGAGUAUAAUUAAUAGUAUACUGGACUGUGUAUCUAAGGGAUGUAAAUUGCAGUAUUCCAAAGGCUGAAGCUCUGCUGUUUUGUUAUAAUGCCUGAUAAACAUCUUGAAUAAAGUCUUAACAUUUUUCUUUUAAAAGAAAAAGUGUAAUGUUGGGCUUACGAGAAAAGAAGAAAUAAUUUUUUAAAAA
Molecule: messenger RNA, 4001 nt
Organism: Mastomys coucha (southern multimammate mouse)
Lineage: Eukaryota; Metazoa; Chordata; Mammalia; Rodentia; Muridae
Gene: Reep1
Product: receptor accessory protein 1
Exons: 9
Coding region: 252-1106 (284 amino acids)
Biological process (GO): endoplasmic reticulum tubular network organization
Cellular component (GO): cytoplasmic microtubule; endoplasmic reticulum tubular network; endoplasmic reticulum membrane
Molecular function (GO): microtubule binding
Source: RefSeq, a predicted model, not a curated record